AGGUGAAGUUAUUGCAUGCGUAUAGGAGCGAAAAUACACAACUACGAUAAAAUCAAAUCUUGUGGUGGAGUUUCUUUGUUAUUACUGUAGAAAUCAUCAGGCUUGUUAAAGUAUAAUUUAUUUAUUGCAUAUUCCCGUAAAUAGAAAGAUCAUUAUCGCGCAAUUAUUCAUUGUGGUGGUAUGUGCGUAUACCAGGUUUAGAUCAGCGAAAGAAAUCAUAGAUAGAUAUUACUCACGCAUAAUUAAUCGUACUUUUUAUGGGAGAUAAUACGUUUCUGAUUAUCACGGAUGGACGAGGUUAGUUGCAUAUGGUUCGAGGGUAAGUCUAAGAAUGGCUAGCGAUUUAUCGAGUGGGUGUACCGAAGCAAUUGAAGUGCUGGACGAGAAAGAAGAAGGUGAAAUAUCGUUGGAAGAUGUGAGUUCUUCCGAGGAAGGACACCCGAAUUAUGGAUACGGAACUAGAGCUUCUCAGUGCUCUAACUGCUUGUCAACGGAACACAAUACAAUGUGGUGCCCAGCUCCUGCCAAGUUUUAUCGUCCUAAAGGCCCUAACAGACGAGAGGUUGACCUUGUUCUACAAGAUGCAGUCCAAGGAAAAGAAAAUCGUCACCAGGUUAAAGAAACAGGAUGUUUUGGAGCCAAGCAUGUAGCCUCUACACUUCAGGAAAAAAACGAUGACCUUGUGCCUAUCUCAAGUGAUAGUGAUAUGGAAAUCGUUGGUCUUGCAGAUAAUUCUAAACAAAUUGUGAUACGUUCAUCAAAAGUUAAAAUGAAGAAGAAGAAAAAGAGAAAAAGAACUCAUGCGUCUAUAUUGACAAUUGAUGAUUUAGUUUCUUCAUCCACUGUGGAUAUAUCUGUGUCAGAAUGUGUUGGUACAUUAAAACAUAAUAUAACAGAAACUAGUUCUUCGAGGUCACACCAUAGAGAAAUAAGUCCUCCUCGUAGACCUAACAGACCAAGAGUACCUUCGAGGUCACCUCCCAGAAGGCAUAGAUCACUUGUGAGACCACAUUCUCCUUUCAGGAGAUCAAAAUCUCCAGUUAUGCAUGCUAGAUCACCACCAAUGAGAAGGUCUCCCAGAAGGCUGAAAUCUCCUAAGCGUUCACCAUAUCGAUCACCAGGGAAAACAAUACCAAGAAAAACAUCUCAUAUUGAUUUGAUGUCUUCAUCUCAUAAUUACACCGAUAACCAUAAAUUAUUGAAAAAAGUUCGACAUUUAGAUUCAAUAGGAACCCAUUCAUUAGAACAAACUCUGAAUAAAAAUAAAGAGCAUGCUUCCUCUUUAAAAGAGAAGUUAUCACAUAUGAUGAAAGGAGUCUGUGACAAUAAUAGUGAUAUAACAAACUUCUCUAAGGAUGGGUCCAGUACACGAAUAAAUAAAACAGAACUUAAUGAUCCAGAUGACGAAGAAGACAUAGCAUUACUAAGACAAAAAGCACUAGAAACAAAACAAAAGAAAUCAAAUAAACAAAAUGAACAACCGAUUACUGAAAUUAUGAAAAAAGUAAGUACUUGUCUAGAUGAUGAUCAAGACGAAGAAGACUUGGAAUUAAGAAUGAUUGCACUUCGUUCAGCAGUAUUGAAGAAGCAUCAGAAUAGAGUUCAGAAAGGUAUGAAGUCGGGGAAAUAUAAGAAAUCUAAUGUAUCCCGGAGUGAGAGUCCAUUUACUCAAAGCUUUUUGGACAGUAUUCCUAUACCAGGUGAAGAAUUAUUGCACUUUGCAUCGCCACCACAUACUCCACUUCCUAUGCAUGAAAAUAAUCACACAGAAGACAUGGACAUAGAUACAGAUGUUGAAAGGGAAAAAGAAAAAUUACCAUAUUCUCCAACAGAUAAAAUUACUGUGAACAUACCUAUUGACACAGAAUUAUUAGGUAUUCAGCCAUCUGAUGUAUCAUUUAUCAAUCUUAACGAAAUUAAUAAUAGUCCAAGUUUUCAUGCAUCUGUACCAUCUAAUCAGGAUGAUCAGAAGUCUUAUCAGGGCAAAAUAAUUGAAAACCGAAGUUACUUAACGAAUGUUGCAUAUUAUGCAGCAUCACAAAAUACAUUUUAUUCUACACCAAAUACAAAUAUGCAAUAUUCACCGACAAAUACACCAGAGGCCACUAGAACUGGCUAUACAAAAGUACAUAAUCCUCAUGUAAAUGUUUUCAAAAGUAAUAAUACUUCCAACUUUGUAGAUAAUAAUUUAAGUCAGGAGACACCUUAUUCUCCAACUGAUACUCCUGUGUAUGAUCCUGAUUUAUCCCAUGCACUUUCACAGACUCUUGGGCCAAUUGCUACGUCAAAUUCUUCCUUAGCAUCUAUGGGUUCUUGCACUUCGAAUGUACAUGAAAAUAAUGAACAGUACAAUCAUAUAUCAGCAAUACAGCAUACAGAAACAAUAAAACAAAUAGACAAUACAAAUAUUGAUGAACAUUUAGAUGAUAUAGAAACACUUUCUAUGAAUCCUGCUGUUGGUUCUGAUGCAACAUCUUUAAGAGGGUCAGUAUCACCAGCCAGUUCAUUGAUAACAAUCGAUGAUCUCCCUGAAACUGAUGUGGAUGCAAGUCCGUUAAUUGACUCGAUUAAAAACGGAAAGAGUAUAGAAUGCAUUCCUGAAAAUGUAACAGAGAACAUAAAAAAUACGAUACCGGAACCCCUUUAUAUGAAGGGAAUACCAGAUGUUACCAAAGACAUAAAUAAAAUACCAACACUGAUUAGCAGAACACUUGUCCCUUCGUCAAUUUUAAAAACGAAUAAACAGUUGCAACAAACCUUACCUGUAAGGAAGACUAUAAUACCGCAAGAACCAACCUUUAAAAAUGCAGAAAUGCAGCCAGUUACUUUGAAUGAUGAUGCGACUACAAAGACAAAUACUUGUUUCAAACCAAUGAAAUUGAUGUCGUUCCCGCAAAAAUCACAUUCUGUUUUAACAAUACCUACUGCAUUUCACGAUUCUUUAUAUGAAGAUCACAUUAACAAAAUACCUAUCAAUGAAGAUGGCUCACAGGUAGAAAGUAAUAAUAAUGCAACUUUGGUACAAAAUAAUGAAACUGCGAAUGCAGAAUGUCCAGGUAAAACUUGUGAUAAUAUAAGUCAGACACAAAAGAAGAAAAAAUCUGCAAAGAAGGGAGUGAGAAGAAAAAGUACUGGUAGUAUACAACUGGUUACCAAAGAACAUAAUACAAAAGCUACAAAUAGUAAAAAUGUACAUAUGUUAGAUAAACAAAUAAAUAACACAGCUGAACUUGCAAAGUGUAACAAUAUAGAAGAUAACACAAAUCUAGUUAACUUAGAAACAUCAAAAGAUGGUGUUAAUAAAAGAAAUCGAAGUUCUUCAGAAACAAAUGAAAGCAAUGUACAGCAUAAAGAUACCUUCUCUGGUGAUGUAGCAGAACAAGUAAAAAAUACAGAUGAUAGAAGGCAAAGUUUAGAUGAAGAUGAGGAAGCACUAAGAGCAAUUUUAUUAGCUUCUUUACCAAAACGAACGAAAAUAACCAACCAAAAUCUGUCAACUCCAAGCACAACUGUGGCUGCAAUAUCAAAUAGUACCAAUCAGAUACUUACAAAUACAAAUCAAACUGUUCCCAAAGUUGCAUUGUCCAUAGCUGACACAGUAAAUGUAGCAAACACUAAGAGUUUAAUAUCUUCAUCCAACCAACAUGCAAAUUCCGUUGCUUCCGAGAAUGAUAAAAAUCAAUCGAAUUCAAAAGAAAAAGUAAAUAAUACAAUUGCUUCAGAAGAAAGUCCACCUAGCCAAACUGUUAAGACAUUACCUACCAUCAAUUCUGGGAGGAAAAGAUUAAAUCCUACGACUAAGGGUCCACAAAAGAAAGUUAUGAAAAGAAUUCCAAUUCCAGCAAGUACGAAAGUUGUAAACAAUGCAAAGAAGUACCAAAAUACAAUGAUUCAAAAGAAAUUAAAUGUACAAAAAGCUGUGCAAUACAGCAAACAGAAGAUAACAGAAAACAAAAUUGUUACUAAAGUACAUUCUAGUGACAAUAAAUGGUCAGCCAACACAAAAAUAGUGCCUGACACACAAAAAAUAGUGAUCAAUUUAGAAUCCGACACAGAAAGUGAUUCUGAAUCUGAACAGCAUGCCAAGAAAAUAGCAGCUUCGAUCAAUUCAAUGACAUCGGAUAAACAUCAAUCAACGGCGAAUCCUACAGCUGAAUUCGAAAAGAACUUAGAUCAAUUUUUGCGAGCUGUACGAAAGAAACAAGAAUCUAUGGCAGCUGCAAGACCAACUCCAAUAUCACAGACACCUAAAAGAGAUACAGCAUUGACAACAAAACUGGAAAAUUCGUCCAAUCAUACACCAUUGGCUGUACGUCAUUUACCUGCAUCCCAGCAAGAAGAAUAUCAUCGAUUGAAGCAACAGAUUUUAGAACGAGAAAAACUGAAACUACACAGAACUACAGAGAAUAACAGUUCAGUAAAGAAUACAAAUAUCCAAGCAUCAUCAAAAUCGGUGCCAUCCAACAGCCCAAAUAGAGAGUUACAUUCGAAAAUAAGUCAAAUUGGAUCUACAAAAAACCAAAAUUUAAAUACACAACUUAAUAAAGAAAAUUAUUCGAAGAAUUUAGAUGUAAUAAAACAUACAAAUACCAAUAAAAUAAAUAGUAUGGAUAAGGAAGGAAACACGAAUCCAAGCCACGCAAAAAUAAUAUCAAACUUAACGACAAAUCUUAACAUACGCAUAUCCAAUGAAAAUAGUUCAAGCAAAGAUGGUAACAGUAUUGGAAAAACUGUACAGUUGCCAUGUAAAGUAUUUGAAUCGCAGAAUGAAAUCGCAACGAAGCAUAUAGUUUCACAGGGCUUGAAAAUUCUGUCCACGGAUGAAGUAAAUCGAAAAUUUGUACAAAUUCAAGUCAAGAGUGACACGAAUGAACGAGUGGUAACAAUACAUGAUAAAGUGACCUUAAAUAACGAGACAGUAAUUAGUCAAAAUGAAAAUAUUUCUGGAAAUAAAGAUACUAGUAAUAAAAGUAUAGGUGAUCAAGAUAUCAAUCAACCUGUGCAAUCCGUUGAAAAUGAAAUAAUUACAUCUAAUACUCGCGGUAACAACGAUACAGUUGAUUCAGAUGCGUCGACUGUUAUUUUAUCAAAAAGCAGUCAGACAAUAGAAAAAGAGGAAAGUGUUGAUACAUCAGAAUCAACAAUUCGACUUUCACAAUAUGAGGGAGAUAAUAAUAGGUCACUAAGUUCCGUCGCAGACAGUAAGGAUGAUAGUUUUUCAUUGUUUAAUAGUAAUCUAUUAUCAAAUGACAAGAAGAGUAUAGAAGAAAAUUGGGAUACGAUUAAAAGGGACGUGAAAACGGAGCUAAACACUCUGAUGAAUCUUUCACGAGCGGAACAAGAACGACGUCUAAUGGAUACUGAACAAAAAUUAGUUUUGAAACGGUAUAAUAUUGUGACGGACUUGGCAGAAAUGUCUGGUAAUCUUCGUGAGUGGCAUGUGGAACGGGAUCUUCAGACAAACUUAGUUGCAGAAGUGAAGAAACUCAGAGAACAACUGAAAGUAGCUGAGGAAAGAUUACAACUGCAGCGUAAUCGUAUAAAUAGUAUAGGUCCUAAGGUAGUGUCGGCACAUGCGAAAAUCAAUACAGGCCGGCAAGAAUGUUUUAAACUUGCAAGGAUUUGUUCGAGUUUGGGAAGUAGAAUUGUAGGAAAAGAAUACAAAGUACCUGACGCUGGAGCACAACUUGUAGAUAGUAGAUUAAAAGAAGUGGCCAAUCACACGCGGGAACUUUCACGGAAGAAAGUACCAUCUAUCAGUCUUUCUGAAGCAUACGGCUCGGUGAGGUUAGAAGAUACUGUAUCAACUGUCCAUUCGGAUCUGUCACAAAGUAAAAUCUUGUUAGAAGAAGAAGAAGAAGACAUUGUAAAUAAUGUUGAUACAACAAUCUUAAGUAAGAAUGAUGACUAUUUAACGGAAACAAACGAAAGUGAAGAUACUGCACCUGCAGAAACUACUGUAGUAAAUAUAAUAGAACACGUGACAGUGAAUGACUCGUCCGUUAAUGAUAAUGAAGAUAAACCCCAAGAAAACAACAUGCAAGAAGAAGCAUCUAGUAGACAACUGGAUUUGUGUAGUGCCCCUGUUACAGUUUCUAGUAUUCCUCCCUUAAAAGACUCUCAAACACCGGACCAGCAAGAAUCAUCGGAAAACAAUACGUCUGGAUUAACCGCCGAAUGUAGCAACCAAGGCAGGACUUCUGCGAAACCGGAAGUGGAACAGCAGAUCAAGAAGAUGGUGUUACCUUAUGAAUCAAUAUUAGUACACUUCAAAGUGCCAAGGAAUACGAAUCCCAAUGGCGUCCUUUGCCCAUAUGAUCUGAUGGGAACGUGCAACGAUGGGGAAUGUCAUUUCGUUCAUCAAAGAGAGAAUCAAGCCAAGUAGCAUAUAGCUACUAAAGUGGCAUUGUUAAGUUAUACGUAAGGUGGUUUUAAUCUUUAAUCAUAAGAUUCAGAGGGCUUUAUGAAAUAAGAAUCCAAUCAAGCCUUUCAUUUAAAUCGAUCACAGUUUUCAGAAACUCGUCUCAACAUCAGAGCGGAGAAACUUUUCCUAUUCUAAGUGUUGUUACUCUUCGAAUUACAGAUACUGUUUCUGACGAAGCAAUAUCCUUAUAUGGGUAGCAUAAUCCUGAUAACAACCGAAGAAGUCACACCUGAAGAUGGUAAGUUCUCUUCAUCAUGGCAGGAGUUUGUGCACAAAUUAAGAUAACCAUUUUAUUAUGUAAGAAUCUUAAAUUUUAAA
Molecule: messenger RNA, 6742 nt
Organism: Dufourea novaeangliae
Lineage: Eukaryota; Metazoa; Arthropoda; Insecta; Hymenoptera; Halictidae
Exons: 6
Coding region: 332-6385 (2017 amino acids)
Molecular function (GO): metal ion binding
Source: RefSeq, a predicted model, not a curated record